Messenger RNA from Solanum stenotomum, 459 nucleotides. Its product is annotated as classical arabinogalactan protein 9-like. Lineage: Eukaryota; Viridiplantae; Streptophyta; Magnoliopsida; Solanales; Solanaceae. The record is from RefSeq and is a predicted model, not a curated record. The coding region runs from base 1 to 459 and encodes 152 amino acids. The transcript is spliced from 2 exons.
AUGCUAAGAGUUUCAGCCAAAUAUUAUACAAAAUCUUCAAUAUUUCUUGUUCAAAAUUUGAAUAUUUCACUUGGACUUACUAGAAAAAUGAGCAAGGAAAAUCUUCCAUCUGAUUUUCCUACUACUACCACACCACCACCAAAUAUCAGCACACCCACCGAUGCACCGCCGGCUGUGGGGGAUUCACCUUUCGUGCCAGAUUUCGAUGCCAUUCCACCGAUAAGACCAGGUGAAAACCCUCCACCACCAUCACCGUCACCAACCGCACCGCGGACCGAUAGUCCUGAAUUUUCCCAACCACCGAACACUUCUCCAUCGGGUCACGAAGCACCACAACCACCUACAUCACCACCUGGACAGCCGGAGGCGUUCCCACCACGCGCUUCGGACGCUACGCCUACUAAACAACCUCCGGAUGCUGGAGAGCAAAUUAGAACAUCUAAUGUUAGAUCUGAGUAG